Molecule: messenger RNA, 894 nt
Organism: Pelecanus crispus (Dalmatian pelican)
Lineage: Eukaryota; Metazoa; Chordata; Aves; Pelecaniformes; Pelecanidae
Source: RefSeq, a predicted model, not a curated record
AUGCACAUCCACUCUCCUGUACAACAGCUAAGGGCGUCUGAGCUAUUGCAUCCUAGUUUGGUGUCAUACCAGAGACUUAUGUGUUGCUUUGCGCUAUUAAUCUCUUGUUUCUCUCUUCCAGUAACUGUGACUGUGGGAGGACAGCAACACUUGCUGGGACUUUAUGACACUGCAGGGCAGGAGGACUACAACCAGCUGAGACCCCUGUCCUACCCCAACACAGAUGUGUUCUUGAUCUGCUUCUCGGUGGUGAACCCCGCCUCGUACCACAAUGUCCAGGAGGAGUGGGUGCCUGAGCUGAAAGUCUGCAUGCCCAAUGUGCCUUACGUCCUCAUAGGAACACAGAUUGAUCUCCGGGAUGAUCCCAAAACUUUGGCUCGGCUGCUUUACAUGAAGGAGAAACCACUCACCUACGAGCACGGAGUGAAGCUAGCAAAGGAGAUUGGAGCACAGUGCUAUUUGGAGUGCUCAGCCCUCACGCAGAAAGGCCUUAAGACUGUCUUCGAUGAGGCAAUCCUGACCAUUUUCCACCCCAAGAAGAAGAAGAAGCGUUGUGCAAAGUGCCACAGCUGCUGCACCCUUGUGUGAAGUCACUUGGAAAGAAAAACGAGAUGAGUUCAAUGAAACCAAGCAGGUUAGAAAGGCAAUGAAGGUCACAUGCAACUGAAAUGGGGAACAUGACCAGAAAGGGGUCCUUCUCACCCAAAUAUAGGAGGAGCCCUCCAUUCUGUGAAACCUCCAAGCUGUAUCACACUAGGCCAACUCAUGUCUAUGUGCUUUCCUAAUCCUCCAGAGUUGUACGCAGCCUGUUCCCACUACUGCAGACUGCACUGAGCCAACAGAAACCAGGAUGCCUGCUCCUGCUUGACUCUUCACCUUAGGAAUAAGGUGAAG